AUGGUGAAUAUCCUCAAGGCAGUCAUCAAGUUCCUGUGGCCGGAGCAGGAAUCGAAACAAUUCGCAGCGAAGGCCAAGCGGCUCCUUCAAGAGGGUAAAUAUACGGAGGGCAUCUCGCUCUACCAGAAGGCCCUCGACGCCAGUAAACCCAAGUACAGCACCUACUCCGUGAUCGUGUUCAACUACGCCAUGGCACUCGACCAUAGCAAGGCAGAUGAUCGACAAAAGGCCCUGGAGCUCUUCGGGAAGGCGUUUGCGGUGGAAAAAGACGUCCGAUCGAAGGCAUUCUCGCCAUUGCUCCUGAACUAUGGUUUCUUGUCAAUCGACCACGCGAGAGCGACGAAGACGACAGCUGUUCUUGACGACAUCGUGGGCAAAUAUCUGCCCCUCGUCGAGGGUAAUUCAACUGGAACCCCGGCACGAAACGCCCACUACGUCCUCGGUACCGUGCUCUGGGUCCAUCGGGAGAUCGACGCAGGGAGCGAUGUAGCCCAGCUGGGCGAAGCAAUUACGCACCUAGAGCGCGCGGUUGAGCUCUCGAAGGAGGACAACAACUCGCUUUCACGUUGUCUCCAAAGUCUCGCCAAUGCGUACAAUCAUCGGUACGAGUCCGGCAAGGACACUGCGGACCUGAUGAAGGCCAUUGAGAACAACACGCGUGCUAUCGACGUGCUUCGGACGCUGAAGAACAAAGAAUCGGAUAUAGUGUUGACACGGUAUAACCUCGCGAGGCAGCACUUUGCAAAAUACCUCGAGCAGAGCAGGAAGAAGGAAGACUUGGACGAAGCACAGAGGGUUGCGAAGGAGGCGAAAGAGUUGGCGACAGGGAUUGAGGAAGAAAAUCGGGAUCUUGAGCAGCUUUUGAGAGUUAUUGCGGCCCACCAGAGACGCGAUAGCACGAUGAUGACUACGGCGUCUGGUGUUGCAUAA
Molecule: messenger RNA, 930 nt
Organism: Cyclocybe aegerita
Lineage: Eukaryota; Fungi; Basidiomycota; Agaricomycetes; Agaricales; Hemipholiotaceae
Source: the annotation of a GenBank genome assembly